This is a messenger RNA of Paramecium pentaurelia, 348 nucleotides long. Lineage: Eukaryota; Ciliophora; Oligohymenophorea; Peniculida; Parameciidae. The record is from the annotation of a GenBank genome assembly.
AUGCAUUAUGAAGUAUGUUAGCCAGAUUUUUAUGAUUUUUAAACACAAUGUCUUGCUCAUUAACUUGGAUGCCAAGUUUUUAAUAUAUUUAAUGUAUAUUAUGACCUCCUACAUUUAAGUAAAGGCCUUACUCAACUGCUUUCAUAACUUUUCCUAUCUCGCUUCAACUGUUCAACUUACUUUGAUGAUAAAUAAAUAAUACUGAAAAUAAAUAGAUUUAUAGUUUGUGCUACCUGUUCAUCUUUUACUUGUAUUCUAAAUAUUCAAAUAUAUUCUGUAUACAGAAUAUGUGAAACCUGUUUGGAUGAUGCUUUCUGCAAGACUUUUGAAAAUACUAUUAGUACUUGA